Messenger RNA from Dama dama (fallow deer), 8118 nucleotides. RefSeq names its product potassium inwardly rectifying channel subfamily J member 15 (gene KCNJ15). Bases 541 to 1680 code for a protein of 379 amino acids. Gene Ontology annotation, molecular function: inward rectifier potassium channel activity. Gene Ontology annotation, cellular component: plasma membrane. The record is from RefSeq and is a predicted model, not a curated record. Gene Ontology annotation, biological process: potassium ion import across plasma membrane; regulation of monoatomic ion transmembrane transport. NCBI's taxonomy places the organism in Eukaryota, Metazoa, Chordata, Mammalia, Artiodactyla, Cervidae. The transcript is spliced from 5 exons.
CAGGGGCUGCUGGGGUGGGGACAGAGGCCCCUGCUUCACGUCCAGGUUCUGCCUCCAGGGUGAAGGGCACUUGCGGUCCACACCCUGGGCUUUGACGUGAGCACAAAGCCUAGAGGUGUGGAUCACAAACCAGCCUCCCAGCACCUCACGCUUCCUCUCUGCAGAGCCAGGCUUCUUCAUCACUUCCCCAGAUGGCUGGGAUCUUCAGCUGAGCUGAGACCAGAACCUAGAUGCCAGGUUACGGGUUACGAUCAGACACAUCCGAACACUCUACAUUUUCACCUCUUUAUCUCAAGUUUGGAGCCAUCUCCCCUGUGGCACAUUUGGAUGAAUCCAGACAAGAAUAGAAAUUUUGGCUGUGCAGGGUCUUUGUUGCUGAGCAAGCUCUUCUCUGGCUGUGAAGAGUGGAGGCGACUCUCCAGUUGCGGAAGUAGCAGAGUCCCAUGCUAGCCAGGUGGGCGAAGGGGAGUGAGGACGAUCCACCUGCCUUGGAGAAGACACCAUCUGACCCGCCGGCCGAGUGAGCCCCCAGGUGGCCCCAUGAGCCGGACCAUGGACCCGAUUCACAUCAGCAUGGCCAGCGCGCCCCUGGUGAAGCACACCACUGGUGCUGGCCUCAAGGCCAGCAGACCCCGAGUCAUGUCCAAGAGUGGGCACAGCAACGUGAGAAUUGACAAAGUGGAUGGCAUAUACUUGCUCUACCUCCAAGACUUGUGGACCACCGUCAUCGACAUGAAGUGGAGAUACAAGCUCACCCUGUUUGCCGCCACAUUUGUGAUGACCUGGUUUCUGUUCGGGGUGAUCUACUAUGCCAUUGCCUUUAUCCACGGGGACCUGGAGCCCAAUGAGCCCCCUUCCAAUCACACCCCAUGCAUCAUGAGAGUGGACUCCCUCACUGGGGCAUUCCUGUUUUCCCUGGAAUCCCAGACGACCAUCGGCUAUGGAGUCCGUUCUAUCACCGAGGAAUGCCCUCACGCCAUCUUCCUCUUGGUGGCCCAGCUGGUCAUCACCACCUUGAUUGAGAUCUUCAUCACGGGCACCUUCCUGGCCAAAAUCGCCAGACCCAAAAAGCGGGCGGAGACCAUCAAGUUCAGCCACUGCGCCGUCAUCACCAAGCAGAACGGGAAGCUGUGCUUGGUGAUCCAGGUGGCCAACAUGAGGAAGAGUCUCCUGAUCCAGUGCCAGCUCUCGGGGAAGCUCCUGCAGACCCACGUCACCAAGGAGGGUGAGCAGAUCCUCCUGAACCAGGCCACUGUCAAGUUCCACGUGGACUCCUCUUCCGAGAGCCCCUUCCUCAUCCUGCCCAUGACGUUCUACCACGUGCUGGAUGAGACAAGCCCCCUGCGGGAUCUCACCCCCCAGAACCUGAAGGAGAAGGAGUUUGAGCUGGUGGUCCUCCUCAACGCCACCGUGGAGUCCACCAGCGCCGUCUGCCAGAGCCGCACGUCUUACAUCCCGGAGGAGAUCUACUGGGGCUUCGAGUUUGUGCCUGUCGUUUCUCUCUCGAAAACCGGCAAGUACGUGGCUGACUUCAGUCAGUUUGAACAGAUCCGGAAGAGCCCGGAUUGUACCUUUUACUGUGCAGAUGCUGAGAAGCAGAAACUCGAAGAGAAGUACAGGCAGGAGGAUCAGAGGGAAAGAGAGCUGAGAACGCUUUUGCUGCAGCAGAGCAAUGUCUGACGGCAGUGGUGUUGCCUCGGCUUAUCUCUGAGCGACUUUCGCAUCUGAGCUACCUUCCAAUGCAGAGAUCACCAGGAAACUGAAAAAGUGUGGACGUGCCCUGAAACACUACGCAGACUUACAGACCUGUUCCUCUGAUCUGAUGGCUUUAAACAAUCUUUGCCACCUCUGAGAGGGUUCCUUUCUUCAAUGCUCUGUCUGAAGCAAACUCCCCAAAUUCAAAUUUUCCAAAAGGGGGCUGUAUUUCAAAAAAGCUGGUGGAGGGCUAUGGGAACAAUGUCCUACUGAGCGGACAGACAUUUCAGGAUGCUGAUACUGAAAGGAAUGCACUUCUUAUACAAGGAUGUCAGCUAUAAUAUAAGGUAUUUAUUCAGUCCAAGUAUGAAAAAUGUCACAACUGAGAGCUGAAAUGUGGUUCGGUAUCCACUUACAUCGUUGCUUUAAAACACACUCAUUUUUUCAAGCAGAGAAAACAGUAUUUAUAAUGGAGGCUAUCUGGUCAUACAUAAACUGGGGCAAAGGGACUCUGUAUUCACAAAGUAUAACAAUUCCGUUUUUACCUUUUUCAGUGCAUGUUGUUGUACAGAGUGAAAUUGACCAAAUUAGGAAUGAACUGUUGUAAAAACAUGCAAAUGGAGAUGAUGUAAUUGUUCACAUUAAAUUUUUUGUUGAAAUGUACUAGCCCCUUUCUGUUUAAACUGACGUUCACAGGUCAGUAGCACCCAUCAGCGUCAUCCAGGAGCUUUAUUAGUAACUUAGUCCCAUAUGGGCUUAAUCUGUCAUAGUCUGUAUCUUAACAGGAUCGCCAAGUGAUUCAUGCAAAAAUGAAAGUUUGCAAAGCUUCACUCCCGACAGAGUUUCCGAAGUAACUUUCUGAAGCCAGGGGACUCUGCUCAUCCCUCAUCCCCUGUUCUUUAUUGUGGACUGAUAUUCCUUUCAGGGGUUUCCUUCCUUAUCUAUUAAAAUACCUUAUCCACAGAGGAACUGCCAUGGACAUUUCAAGAGCAAAAUAACACUCUUGAUAGUAAUGGUUGUCUCUCUCAAGUCAAGUACAUGCUUGCUGAUUACAAUCAGCACAAGAGAAAAUUUCAGCUGCAUAACAAUCAAAAAUUUGCUCCUUCGUUGAAGUCCAGGAGAUUGGCUGGGGCCAUGAAGAACAGGAGGAACCAAGGCGAAGGAGUUCAAAUGCAGAUGACUCCUUGAAGCAUGAACAAAGCUUGAUACCCCGAAAGCGUGUAAAGGGUGCCCUCAGUAUUGAAAUAAAUCUCAUACAACUCAGUUUUCCAGAGUAACAUUUGGAUUUUGGCAGGAUUUAGAGCAUUUCUUUGGGGGCGGAGAAUCAAUGCACUAGGAUUGGCUAAAUGUGCAAAAGGUGAACUCUCAUAUCAUUCAGACCAGGACAGAUUUGAACAUUCAUUGUUCAAAUGAAGAAUGGAUGUGCACAUUACCCCGUACCCCCUGUGUAUGCAUAUGCUGACCUGCACACACAUAGACCUGAACACACACACACACACACACACAGGCAUGCUCCUCCUGGCUCUUCCGUCAUGGUUGUGGAAAUUAUCCACAAAGACAUUUGUGAUGAAGACAGCAAGUCUUUGACAAAUGUGCUCAUGUUUACUUUGUUCUUUAAGAAUGGGAGCCCUGGGACUCAGAGCAAACAAGGCCUGUGAUCUGGAUUCAGGCUAUCUGUGAAAUGGUGUCAUAUCAUGAUGUUACCAUAAUCCCAAGUCUCCUGCCAUUAAAGAGAAAAUGUGCCUGAAACCUCUGACCCGGAACUGAACAUUUUAACACAGGUAUAAAAACAAUGGAGUUGAAGUUGUGAAAGUUUAAGAAACAAUCCUAGUGCACAAGAAGUUAUUGUCUUCAGUUAUUCAGGAAGUUUUUUUGUUUGUUUCUGUUGAUCAUUUUAUGGCAGUUUGUUAAAGAUCUUCAUUCUCUUUAAAAAGUCACAUUAGUGUAGUUAGAUAUGAGCCCUUUCAAUUAUUAAACUUUUUAAUUGUAUAAUGUAGUGAAAUCACAGGAAGAUAAUGCCUCGGCAUGUUUACAAUUUUUCGCUUGUACCAUAAAGUUUAUUCACAGAUUUACAUCAGUGCUAAUUUAAGUGUGAUCAAGAUUGGGAAUCUUACAUACUUAUAUUGCAUAUGGUACAAUGAUAUAGCAUAAGAUUGAAAAGUCUUUCUUUAUGUUCAUUUUGCAUAUCUAUUUUGGCCAAAUUUGGAAGACUUGAUCAUCUGAUCUAUUGCAAUACACACAAAAUAAAUGUGUAGUUUCUCAGAACCCAAUAUUUGUACCAGUCAAUAAAUCAUGUUGUAACAAACUAUUCAAUAAAUAGCACUAAAGUUGUGUCUGAUUUGAAACUUAGUAUUUUCUAAGCACACUUAAUGAUUAUUACUUUGUACAAAAUCCUUUCGUGCUAACAUGCUCACAAAAGGAUUCAGGUGGCAAAAUUAUUUGAUUGUACCUGGACAUGAAUCUGACUGAAACAGACUCAUACUCAACAUCCAACUAAGAACAGUCAAACUAAUAGAGCGUUUUGACCCAUAAAAAGGGUUUUUGCAUUGUGAAAGAUUUCCAGUGCAUCAAGCCUUCUCAGUGCAAUUGUUCAAAAUGAUUCUGUUCCAUUUGAGAAAUCAGAAUGUGAACAGCAUCAAGUCAGUGUAAUCUGCAAGCCGUGUCUUAUUUAUGUGAUAAAAUAUAUUGUGAUGGUAACCCACUCCAGUAUUCUUGCUAUGGAUAGAGGAACCUGGCAGGCUACAGUCCAUGGGGUGGCCAAAGAGUCAGACACAACUUUGAAACUAAACAGCAACAGCAUUGUACUGACGGGGCACCCAGUAGGCACUGCAUGAAACAGUCUAGUAGAGAUUCACUCAGUGAUCAAGACAAACCAUCUUUGGUUUUCUUUCUUACUUAUCAGGAAAUUACAGCCCAGAAAUGACUCCAGGAACCUAAAAGAACUGGUUAAAAGUAAAAAAUGCCAUGCAUGAGUGGACUAGAUAUUUAGAUAAUUAUUUUGUCUGAUUUUUCUCUGAAUUCACUGAUUUCAAUCCCAUAAAAAUGUACAUUUUGUUGUAGUUAUUCAGUCUCUCAGUCAUGUUUGACUCCUUGUGACCCCAAGGACUGCAGCAUGCUAGGCUUCCCUAUCCUUUGCUGUCUCCUGGGGUUUGCUCAAACUCAUGUCCAUUGAAUCAGUGAUGCCAUCCAACCAUCUCAUCCUCUGUCACCCCCUUCUCCUCCUGACAUCAAUCUUUCCCAGCAUCAGGGUCCUUUGCAAGGAGUCAGCUUUUCGUAUCAGGCGGUCAAAGUAUUGGAGCUCCAGCAUCAAUCCUUCCACUGAAUAUUCAGGGUUGAUUAAAUAAGACAGAUUUUUUUUUUUAAAGGGACACUUCUACUGCAGGAUGACUCUUUCUUCCUUCUUGAACCUUCAGGACUCGGACAUCAUCUGGAAGAAAGAAGAAAAGAAAAAAGCAAAGUCAGGAAGAGCAGAAGCCUCUGCCCUGGUAGCUCAGUAGAGGAGCAGCCUCAUCUUUAGGCAUGGUUCUGAACCCGGUCUCUGGUCAAAGAGUUAGACAUCGGAUGGAGUGACAAUAGCAAAGCCUUCCAGCCUCUUACUCUUGGCUUUCAUGUGUGCUAUAUAUUUUGUUCUGUUAAAUAUUUGAAAUAGCUAGUUAUAAAUGCAGGCUAUUUUACUAUAGCCUUCUGAAACGGAAUUUUUUUCAAGUGAAAGGUAGUGGCAUUUCAAGUCUUAAUUUCCAAGUUCUUCAUUGUGCAUAUUUCAGCAUUUGACCCUGCAUAAGUCCAAGGUGCACUUAAUUUUCUUCCCUUAGGAAGACUUACCCCUCCCUGAAGGUCUAAAGCUUAACAUUUCACUUCUAAUUGAUUAACUAUUAAUACAUAUACUUUGCCUUUUGUGAAUUUCAGUUUAUCUUUAAUCAGAAUGUCCUGCCAACCAGUCUUUGGGUCUCUGGGCAGCCAAGAGUGGCUUCUGCUCUUCAGAGUAAGGUGUCUUGGAAGAAGAGUUUGAGUCUGCAGAGUAAGAAUUUGCAAUGAAAAAGUAUAAUUGGAAUUUAAUUUUAGAAUUAGAAUUAGAUUUAAAAAAAUAAAGCAGUUACUUAACUUCUCGAGGCAUUUGUAUAUUCUUUGGUAGACUUUUUUUUAAUUGCUGCUCUGUUGUUUUGAUUUUUUAAAAGAAAUCAGAAACAACGUCUUUGUCCUCAGAGUAAGGAAGGCAGUGAGAAAGGUGUAAAAAGAUUAAAGCUAAUAGUUGACCAGUUAGGCUUCCGUGUAAACAGACUUCUACCAGUGAAAAAAAACUUCAGAGAAAAUAUUGGUCAUUCAGUCUCACAUUACAACAAACCAUCAUCAUAUCCUCUGGCUUCCCAGGAGUAGCAAUUUUCCUAACUCUUAAGAAACACUGAUGAAUUAAGUCCAACUUUUUUUCCAAAAACUUUCCAUUAGACACAUAAUGAGAGAGAAACAUGAGGCAAAAAUAAAGCUCCAGGCAUUUCACUUCAUCUUCAUCCUCUGUCAGUUCUCCUGAGUCAGUUUCCUCCCAGCUCCCCAUGUGCUUGGUUGAUUAUGCCUCAUCUUUGCCAACCAUUCUAGCAAGCCAAAUAAACCCAUGGGUUAAAUAUAAUCAAUCCAAAUUAGUAGUAAUAACUUGCGGACAUUUAGAUGCCUAAAAACUGGGGAUAGGCACUCUCAUCUUUCAAUGAGUACGUUGCUAGUAUGUUAAAAUGGAAGACAGAGAAAAAGCUGCUGAUUGGAGUGGAUAGUUAAUUCCUAAUAAAAUUACAAGAAUUGAUUAUGGAAGUCAUAAGACAUAAUGGGUACAUGAGCAUAAAUGCACAAGGUGUCAUAUAUGUAGAUAAAGGGCCACAUGACUAGUAAAGGGAGUGCAGUGUACACAUGCUCAGUCGUGUCUGACUCUUUGCGACCCCAAGGACUAUAGCCCACCGCCCUCCUCUGUCCAUGGGAUUCUCCAGACAAGAAUACUGGAGUGGGUUGCAUUUCCUCCUUCAGGAGAUCUUCACGACUCAGGAAUUGUACGCACGUCUCCUGCAUUGGUAGGCAGAUUCUUUACCACCGUGCCACCUAGAGAGACCCCUAGUAAAGAUAAUUUCAGCCAAACACAGGGGUCUUAGGUAAAUUCUGGGCAUGUUCUUUGUCACAGAAAGGCUGGGAACAGUGGGCUCAUCAUUUUGUAUUACUAACCACCGCUAGAUGGGUAAAACCAAAGAUAAAGGCAUCCGUCUAAAAGCCCGUUACCACAUUUUUUGUUUAGCAGCUCCAACCUUGUGAUGUACUUAGCUAUGAUCUCAUCUUUCCUCAAGGCUAAAUCUUAUCUACUAUCCAUGCCUUCACAACAACCUAAGAUAUCUAAUUUCACCCUUCAAAAAUAUUCAUGUUAGACGUAGAACCUACUCAAAAUUAGACUCCAAGGGAGCUACUACAAUUGAUUACAUAGUACCCAUUCUCUUAGAAAAAAAAUCAGAGGCUGUUGAUUUUCAGCUAAGAAAUAUGACCUUUUAGCUUAUUAUUCUUAUGAUUGUUAUUAUUGUUAAUACCUUUAAUAUUGCUGAAAAGGUAAAGAGUUCCAAGAGCAUGAUUGGAUGGGAGUUCAAAGGAAUGACUUUUUUUUCGACACUUUGCUAUAAGGUAACCAUAUUCUUUCAUCAGCAAUCAAAUCUUAAGACUAAGGAUGUUGUAUGAAAUAAAAUCAUUACAGGAAGUAUGACGAUAUCAGGGACUUUUUACAAAAACAAACUUCUGAUCACAAGAGGAAGCUGUGUUUGUGUGCUGACAGAAAGUAUUUAACAGCAGUCAGGAGAGGAAGGCAGGAUGACAGCCAACUUGGAUCUAUUUUUGAAGAAUUAUUUCUGUAGAGUGUCAUGGAAUUGUAAGUUACAAAAAAGAAUGCUUUGGUAAACAGUCCUCUCCAUUCCAAAAGAACUCACUCCAAAAUACCACUUAAUGAAAUUCACGGGAAUGUUAUGAAGAUGGAAAUCCCAAAUGACAUGCAGACUUUACAAGCGAACAGUCCUACUUUUUGUAAAUCCUGGCAGUGUGCAUUCACCAAAAUCUCCGUCACACCAUGCUCUCUUGCUAUAUAUAGCACUCCAUCUGAUCUGAUCACUAUACCAUGCAGCAAGAUGCAUGUCCUUGCUUUCUUCUGAUUUUUAACUAGUCUUAAAUUUGUCUUAGCAUAACAGUGACUCCUGCUUCUCAAGGUUGAGCUACUAUUUGGUACAUUUUAGAAAUCUCAAACUAACAUGUGUGUAGUCAGUCACCACUGAACCCAAUGACCAAUCAGCUUUAAAUAUGUCUUUUUAUGUUCUAUGAAUUCAUCCCUCUAUUUAUCAAACCAUUUCUUGUUUUCAUAUGUAACUCUAUCACCUUUCUUUUAUUAUAUAUGUGGAAUCUCUCUCAUCUGUAAAA